Drosophila mauritiana is the source of this 1894-nucleotide messenger RNA. RefSeq names its product out at first protein (gene oaf). NCBI's taxonomy places the organism in Eukaryota, Metazoa, Arthropoda, Insecta, Diptera, Drosophilidae. The record is from RefSeq and is a predicted model, not a curated record. The transcript has 4 exons. Bases 85 to 1083 code for a protein of 332 amino acids.
UCAGCCAGUUAUUUUUCGUUCGUCGAUGCGAGUGGUUCGUUGUGAUUUCUUGUGCUUUUAUUUAAAAAUUGUUGUCGCAUCGCAAUGAUCUUGAAGGAGGAGCAUCCACACCAGCGCAUAGUAACUGCCGCAAAUGCGGUGAAACAGGCGCAGAUCCGCUGGCGACUUGCACAUCAUAAGGCACUCAGCCGUACUCGAACACCAGCGCACGGCAAUUGCUGCGGUCGCGUCGUCAGUAAAAAUCACUUUUUCAAGCACAGUCGCGCGUUUCUGUGGUUCCUGCUGUGCAACAUAGUGAUGAGCGCGGACUCAUUCGCCCACUCCCAGCUGCUCAUUAACGUCCAAAAUCAGGGCGGCGAGGUGAUCCAGGAGAGUAUUACCUCCAACAUUGCCGAGGACCUGAUAACGCUGGAGUUUCAGAAGACCGACGGAACACUCAUCACCCAGGUCAUCGACUUUCGCAAUGAGGUUCAAAUCCUCAAGGCUCUGGUUCUCGGCGAGGAGGAGCGUGGCCAGAGCCAGUACCAGGUCAUGUGUUUCGCCACCAAGUUCAACAAGGGCGACUUCAUCUCCUCGGCGGCAAUGGCCAAGCUGCGCCAGAAGAAUCCGCACACCAUCCGCACUCCCGAGGAGGACAAGGGCCGCGAGACCUUCACCAUGAGCAGCUGGGUGCAGCUCAACCGCUCCUUGCCCAUCACUAGACAUCUGCAGGGACUCUGCGCCGAGGCCAUGGACGCCACCUAUGUCCGGGAUGUGGACCUUAAAGCUUGGGCGGAGCUGCCAGGCUCCUCGAUUUCCAGCCUGGAGGCCGCCACCGAGAAGUUCCCGGACACGCUCUCGACGCGCUGCAACGAGGUGAGCAGCCUGUGGGCGCCCUGCCUGUGCAACCUGGAGACCUGCAUCGGCUGGUAUCCCUGCGGGCUCAAGUACUGCAAGGGCAAGGGAGUCGCCGGAGGGGACUCGUCGGGCGCCCAGCAGCAGGCACAGCCGACGAAUUAUCGCUGCGGCAUCAAGACCUGCCGCAAGUGCACACAGUUCACCUAUUAUGUGCGGCAGAAACAACAGUGCCUCUGGGAUGAAUGACGACGCGGCGAGCUGCAGCUGAUGCAGAUGCGCUGCGCCAGGCGGCGGAAUGGGAGCGAGUUUGGGGAUGAUGCCAGAGCCACCUGCCCGGGUGGCGAAACAAGAACAGCUAGCACAACCGCGACAAUAACUGGCGGGGGAGCUGUGGGAAGUGGGAAGGAUACAACGACAGCGACAACAACGACGACCAACAAAUUACGCCAACUGCUUUUGUUGGUCCAGCAGCAGAUGCCUUUUGCUCUGUGGAGUUUUCCGGUCCAUCACAUUUCCCAGUCCCAUCACCAGUCCCAGUCCCAACAUAAGCCCAGCCGGCAGCAGCAGCAGCAUCAGCAUCAUUCUCAGGUUGCCCCCACUCCGCAUCACCAGUCAUCACCAUCAACACCAUCAUCAGUAAAACCACCAUUAUCAUCAUCAGCAUCAUCGUCGUCGUCGUCGUCCGCAAUGGCCGCCAUCGUUGCGUGAUAAUGAACGCUUGAAAAACCCAACUUACACAAUCCACUACACUACACGUCCAGGAAAAAAACGAAUGCUGACACUUUUUCCGCUCACGAUUCAAGGCGAUUCUGGACGCGGACAUUCGAAUGCAAGCCACUGGGUGGAGGGUUUACUACAGCAAAAAAGGAGUAAAACGAAAUAAAUGUAAAAAUGUGCUUCUGUAUACUAUGUAUAUAUAUGUAUAUUUAACGAUGAUUAGCUUUUAGCCAGCUUACGUUUUACGCUUAUGCCGGAUUUCGUUUUAGACCUAGAUUAGGUGUCCUUAUUCAAUUUAAUCCUAAGAGAGCUCGCUGAAUUAAAGGUUAAGCACUUCUGA